AUGCGAUGGUUUCGUGAAAGUCAAACAAAUCCACAAAUUCUCAUUGCUAAUAUUUACUGUAGCGGUGUGGCAAUAGACAAAGAUGGAUCUCUUUAUGUUUCUGAUUGGAUAAAGUCUGAAGUGAGACGAUGGAAAGAAGGAGACACCGAUGGAACACUAGUUGCCGGUGGUAAUGGCAAAGGAAAUCGUCCAAAUCAGUUUUAUAAUCCUCUCAGCCUCUUCGUCGAUGAAGAUUAUUCUGUUUAUGUAGCGGAUGCUAUGAAUCAUCGUGUAAUGAAAUGGAGAAAAGAUGCAAAAGAAGGAAUUAUUGUUGCUGGUGAAAAUGGACCAGGAAAUGCUCUCGGCCAAUUAGAUUAUCUUAGUGGACUGGUUGUUGAUAAUUUGGGUCAAAUAAUUAUUGCAGACUAUGAAAAUCAUCGAGUAAUGCAAUGGUUCGAGGGAGAUACAAAAGGUUCAAUUGUUGUUGGUGGAAAUGGUCAAGGAGGAGAGCCAAAUCAAUUAUAUAAUCCCGGUGGUGUGUCAUUUGACGUUGAAGGGAAUCUUUAUGUUGUUGAUUCUUAUAACCAUCGAAUUCAAGAAUAUGAAUUACUUACUAUAUAA
This is a messenger RNA of Adineta steineri, 600 nucleotides long. NCBI's taxonomy places the organism in Eukaryota, Metazoa, Rotifera, Eurotatoria, Adinetida, Adinetidae. The record is from the annotation of a GenBank genome assembly.